Molecule: messenger RNA, 1444 nt
Organism: Aedes albopictus (Asian tiger mosquito)
Lineage: Eukaryota; Metazoa; Arthropoda; Insecta; Diptera; Culicidae
Gene: nesd
Product: protein nessun dorma
Biological process (GO): male meiosis cytokinesis; spermatogenesis
Source: RefSeq, a predicted model, not a curated record
AUUUUUAAGCUUCGGUUUAAUCAAAAUGUCAUCGUCUGUCGUUAGAUCCAAAACUUAAAAAACAACGUCUCAGUGAAAGUGCUUGCCAAAAACUAGUGGAAAAAUUAACUUUUAACGGUUUAUUCAUCGUGUUUCUCUAAUCCAGAUAUUAUUUGCUCAAACAUGGAGGUGUACGAAUUUGAGAAAUCAUUGCUGACCCGCUUGCAGGAAACGUCGGAUGUGCUGUGUGCCCGUGGAAUCGCCCUGCCGGCAUCCGAGGUGCGCACCGAGUGGGCCAACUAUGUCGAGAUGGCAAUCGAACCGACGGGAUGGCAAGCCCAGUGGCGCAUCCCGCGGGUGAUGUGCGAAGAGCUCUCGCUCAAGUACCCCACCAUAGUGGUCGGAACGGUGGAGCAGGUGCUGUUCGAUGAGCUGAAGGCGAUCUUCGUUGUGGAAGCGGUUCAGGACGAUGAUGUGCAUAUGCCCGAAAGGCAAGUGUUAGCGCUGGAAGAACUGUGGCCCUUGAAGGAACAGGAGAAUGAUGCGCUGAACGUCGAUCGCACGGCGGACUGUUUGGAUCGGUUACGGUUCUUCUAUCAGCAUGUUUGGAUGCCUUGGGAUAAUGACGAGGAUGACGACGGAAGCGAUUGGGCCGAGAAGAAUCUGUACGACAGGGUGAAGUUCUAUUACGACGUGAAGAAGCGGGUCAUGUCCAAACGGCUGGUGUCGCACGUUAUGGCUUUGCUGGCCGAAGCAAACUACGUGCAAAAGAAGCGGGAACUGCUGGAAAUGGAAGUGGACGAAGAGGAGGAAAACGGAUCCGACGACGAGACGGAACCCGAGAACAAAAGAGCCAACAAAUUGGUAGAGCUUCAUCUGCGUUUGAAUGUAAUUAAAAACGAGAUGAAAAUCCUGGAGGAUCCAACUUUGAGGGAUGCAUUCGAAAAGGUACGCUUUGGAUCCCCAGCCGAAAAGCAAACGAACGAAGAAGCUUCGAUUGUGGUUCAUACUGGGACCAUGGAUCAGCACAUCAAAUAUCUCCAGGAGGCUAAAUCCAUCGUCGGUAAUAGCAAAACCGUGCGAAUCUGUGACUCGUUGCAAGGGGCCCUCGAGAAAUGUGCUGCCUCGAAUGAGCUAUAUCUACCGCCCGGCAGGCAUGAAAUCAAGUUCUUGGAAUAUCUCAACGGAGGAGGGCUGCUGAAGGCGGUGAGCACUGUCCGAUUUGCGGAUGCUUGCAAAGCCGGACAACUGCAUGUGAUUGAAGAUGCGGCGGCGGUGGUCUGCUCAAAGGACGACGACAGCGUUCUUCUCACGGUGGACGGUGAUUACUGUUUCGAGAAUGUUAUGCUGGACUGCAUCAAUGUUCGGACCGGAGUGCUGAUCAAGCAGGGGAAUGUUACAUUCAAAAAUUGCUUCUUGAUUGGAGACGCCACGUCUAGCACUAAGCAAGGAAUAGUUGUAUUUG